AUGAGCGGCAAGGUCACUGCUGUUGGUAUCGAUUUGGGCACCACGUACUCGUGCGUUGGUGUCUUUGACCAGGAGAAAUGUGAAAUCAUUGCCAACGACCAGGGUAACCGAACGACCCCUUCAUACGUCGCCUUCAACGACACCGAGCGUCUGAUCGGUGAUGCCGCCAAGAACCAGGUCACCAAGAACCCUGAGAACACAGUCUUUGACGCCAAGCGAUUGAUUGGCCGCAAGUUUUCCGACGCCGAUGUCCAGGCCGACAUAAAGCACUUCCCCUUCAAGGUCAUCGAUAAGGGUGGUAAGCCCGCUAUCGAGGUCACCUACAUGGGCGAGGUCAAGACCUUUACACCUGAGGAAAUCUCAUCCAUGAUUCUCAUGAAGAUGCGCGAGACUGCAGAGGCUUUCAUUGGCGAGACUGUCACCAAUGCCGUCAUCACCGUCCCUGCCUACUUCAACGACUCCCAGCGUCAAGCUACCAAGGAUGCUGGCCUUAUUGCCGGCCUGAACGUCCUGCGAAUCAUCAACGAGCCCACUGCCGCUGCUAUCGCCUAUGGCUUCGACAAGAUUCGUCCCGAAGACAAGGACAAGGAUGAUAUUCCCGAGCGCAACAUUCUCAUCUUUGAUCUCGGUGGUGGUACCUUUGAUGUUUCCCUCCUCGCCGUCGCUGGAGGUGUCUUUGAAGUCAAGUCCACCGCUGGUGACACCCACUUGGGUGGUGAGGACUUUGACAAUAGACUGGUGAACCACUUUGUCAACGAGUUUAAACGCAAGCACAAGAAAGAUCUCACAACCAACUCCCGUGCCCUUCGACGUCUUCGAAGUGCUUGCGAGCGUGCCAAGCGUGCCUUGUCUUCUGCAUCCCAGACCUCCAUUGAAAUCGACUCUCUGAUGGAGAACAUUGACUUUUACACCUCCAUCACCCGAGCUCGUUUCGAAGAGCUUUGCCAGGAUCUCUUCCGUUCUACUAUGCAGCCCCUCGACCGCGUCAUCUCCGAUGCCAAGAUCGACAAGAACCAGGUUGACGAGAUUGUCCUCGUUGGCGGCUCUACUCGUAUCCCCCGCAUCCAGAAGCUCAUCACCGAGUACUUCAAUGGCAAGCAGCCCAGCAAGUCCAUCAACCCCGAUGAGGCUGUUGCCUAUGGUGCCGCCGUCCAGGCUGCUAUCCUGUCUGGCUACAACUCUCAGACCACCAGCAGCAUUCUGCUGCUUGAUGUUGCCCCUCUCUCUCUCGGUAUCGAGACCGCUGGUGGCAUGAUGACCAAGCUCAUUCCCCGCAACACCACUAUUCCCACCAAGAAGUCCGAGGUCUUCUCUACCUUUUCCGACAAUCAGCCCGGUGUGCUCAUCCAGGUCUUUGAGGGUGAGCGUCAGCGCACCAAGGACAACAACCUGCUCGGCAAAUUCGAGCUCACCGGCAUCCCGCCCGCUCCUCGUGGCGUUCCCCAGAUUGAGGUCACCUUUGAUCUUGACGCCAAUGGUAUCAUGAACGUCUCGGCUGUCGAGAAGGGCACCGGCAAGUCCAACAAGAUUGUCAUCACCAACGACAAGGGCCGUCUGUCCAAGGAAGAGAUUGAGCGCAUGCUGGCCGAUGCCGAGAAGUACAAGGAGGCCGAUGAGGCCGAGGCUCGCCGUGUCGGCGCCCGAAAUGCGCUUGACCACUACGCUUCCAACCUGCGCACCACCCUCCAGGAGCCCGGCGUCGACGAGAAACUUGAUGCCAGCGACAAGGAGAAGCUCGCCGCCGCUGCCGACAUUAGCUCCUGGCUCGACCAGAACGAGCAGGCCAGCGCUGAGGAGUACGAGGCCAAGCAGAAGGAGAUUGAGGCCAUUGCCAACCCCAUCAUGAUGAAGUUUUACGGAGCUGGUGGUCAGGCUGGUGGUAUGCCCGGUGGUCCUGGCGGCUUCCCUGGCGCCGGUGGCCAUGGUGGUGCUGGUGGCGAUGACGGCCCGACCGUCGAGGAGGUCGACUAA
Metarhizium acridum CQMa 102 is the source of this 1971-nucleotide messenger RNA. It is a transcript of the gene SSA2, whose product is annotated as Hsp70 chaperone. Gene Ontology annotation, cellular component: cytosol; cytoplasm; nucleus. Gene Ontology annotation, molecular function: ATP-dependent protein folding chaperone; ATP binding. NCBI's taxonomy places the organism in Eukaryota, Fungi, Ascomycota, Sordariomycetes, Hypocreales, Clavicipitaceae. The record is from RefSeq and is a predicted model, not a curated record.